AAAAACUGCACCCCAUCCCGCUUGCUUAUUUUCGAUACUCUAGAACUACCCUUUUCUUUUUCUUUUUCCCAGCUAAGAAUUAAAUCCCACCCGUUGCCUCCCACGCCAGACACCCCAUCCCCUUCCUCGUCCCCCAACCGUCAUACCUCUUCCUCACACCCCAAAUCCCACGCAACGCACGUACCCAAUGGAACAUACAGACACCUCCCGAUCCCAAACUCCAUCAACCGCUCCACCAGUUCAUUUUUUAGUUGUAUUGCUCUGGAGUUUACACCGGAAGUAAAGCAUAUCAUUUCAAUCUCAAUUCCAUGCUCCAACGUCCGACGACCCUCCAAAACCAACACAAGUCACACAAUGCUUCCUUCCCGUCGUAUUUGCAUCAUCAGUGGACACCGGCAAGCAUGACUGUUUAAUACUUUAGUUCACCGGCAACUCCGGCAAGCAUUCUUCUCUUACAAACCCAAUCUCUGACUAGUUGGGGUAUUUGACGGCUGUGACUUGCAUGGCGGUGGUGAUAAGAACGGAGGAGCGAAGGAUUCAAAGAUUGGGAAGGUCAGAACCCGUCUUUCCGAGCUUGAAACUAAUCGGGUUUACACACACUUGUAUCCUCUUUUGGUCUGGGGUCCAACUGGAGUGAAGAAGAUGGGCGAAAUCCAUUUGACUGUGAGGUUUACUCGCUCUUCUCUGCUCAAUAUGAUGCAUAUGUACUCCCAACCACUUUUACCAAACGUGCACUAUAUUCAUCCACUUACUGCGGCUUAGCUCGAUAGCUUGAGGCACCAGGCCACUCAGAUUGUGUCCAUGAGGCUGAGUCGUGCGGAGCCACCGUUGAGAGAAGAGGUGGUGGAGUACAUGCUGGAUGCUGGGUCUCACAUGUGGAACAUGAGGAGAAGCAAGGCCAAUUUUUUCCGAAUCAUGAAAGGUCUCAGUGUUUUAUUUGCCGUGGGAAAAUGGUUCGAUCAGAUAUGCAGCUGGAAAAAGCACAUCACUACAGUCCUGAUCCACGUCCUGUUCUUGAUCGUGGUUCUGUAUCCGAGCUGAUCCUACCCACCAUUUUCCUCUGUCUCUUCUUGAUUGGAGUGUGGAAUUACAGAUCGAGACCUCACCAUCCCCCGCACACGGACAUUCGUUUUUCUCGUGCUGACGAUGCUCCUCCCGACGAGCUGGAAGAAGAAUUCGAUACGUUUCCAACUUCCUGUCUCAACGAUACGGUGCGUGCGAGGUAUGAUCGUCUGAGGAACAUUGCUGGGAGGAUUGAGAUUGUGAUGCGCAAUAUCGCGACUCAAGGGGAGAGGCUGCAGUCGUUGCUGAGCUGGCAGGACCCAAGGUUAACUGCCCUGUUUUAUAUUUCCUGCUUGGUUGCAGCGAUAGUUCUGUACGUUACGCCGUUCCAAGUUGUGGCGCUUCUAGCAGGUGUUUAUGUGCUGAGACACCCCAGGUUCCGCCUUCUGUGCCUCUCAAUUUGUUCCGCAGGCUGCCCGCAAGGACUGAUUGCAUGUUGUGAGCAAAAGCAAGUUUUUGCUUCCGAAUUAAUGGUCUCGCGAAUGGGUUUCUCCUCCUCUUUCCAAUCGGAGAAGACGACGCAGAGAUCAAUCGAGAUUGCUUGCUUCCUUUCACCUACCGGUGAAUGUUGGGUGCUGUGCUGGUAUGAUUUGUAGUAUCGUCGUCCAUUUCGCUAGUAGUUUUUGUGAUUUUUAUUCGCAGUUCUAUGCCUUCUGAAGGGUGCAUGUAUGUGUGUGUAUAUAUAUAUAUAAUUUUU
Rhododendron vialii is the source of this 1759-nucleotide messenger RNA. Its product is annotated as FT-interacting protein 3-like. The record is from RefSeq and is a predicted model, not a curated record. Lineage: Eukaryota; Viridiplantae; Streptophyta; Magnoliopsida; Ericales; Ericaceae. The coding region runs from base 951 to 1658 and encodes 235 amino acids. The transcript has 2 exons.